Molecule: messenger RNA, 1778 nt
Organism: Leptopilina boulardi
Lineage: Eukaryota; Metazoa; Arthropoda; Insecta; Hymenoptera; Figitidae
Product: venom metalloproteinase antarease TserMP_A-like
Exons: 13
Coding region: 357-1652 (431 amino acids)
Biological process (GO): proteolysis
Molecular function (GO): metalloendopeptidase activity
Source: RefSeq, a predicted model, not a curated record
UAUAUAAUAAUAUUUGAUUAAAUAUAAUAAUAGUUUGUUAUAAUAAUUAAUAUGAAUUACUGUGACGAUGUGUUUAUUUUAUAAUUUUAUUUUUCACUCUUUUUGUGCCAUUCUCUCAAUCAUUUGUUAUUAAGGACAGUUUGUUAAUCAAUGAUGUAUCUGACUAUGAGCUGGUGCCAAUUCGUUACAAAAGACAAAUUAUUAAUGAAUUAAUAAUUCAAACAAAAAUAAAUGGAAAAGAUCAUGAAAUUUAUUUGCAACUUACGGAAGGUUUGCUUGCAGGUAGAGGGACGAAAAUUUUUAUUGCUAGAACAAAUGCCCAAAAUAUUGUGAAUUUUGAAAUUUUACCAAAUGUGAUGGACAAUGUCUUUUUAAAAUUUUAUCAAAAUCCAAAAACGUUAUCAUCUAUAUCACUGAGUGUUAAUAAAGAUGGUAAAUUCGAAUUUAAUGGAAUCAUUAAUGACAACAUAGUGAUUAGUCCCAUACCCCAUAAUUUUCGUAAACGUCGCGAUUUAUUGAGAAGAAAUUUUUCAUUCUUUGAAAAUGAUGCCGAAGAUUUUAUAAAUUCUGACGAACACAUAAUUUAUAAACAAACGUUUAAUAAUGCCUCCCAACAUUCAAUAUCUAAGAUUUUUGAUGAUAAAAUGGAAAUUAAGAGUGUAUUCCGUAGAUCAAUAACAGAGAUUCCAAACAUAGUUUAUCCGGAAAUUAUGGUUUUUAUUGACGACGUGCUUUUUAAAAAAUUUAAUUUUGAUGUGGUAAAAGCUGUAGAAUAUACUUUGGGUUUCUGGAAUGGAGUUGAUUUAAGAUACAGAGAAUUUGAAAAACCAAAAGUUCGCCUCUACGUUGCCGGCAUAGUAUUAGCUCAAGAACCACUGCCAUUUGUAAAUAAAGCAAUCGACUUACUUCCUAAAGGAGAGAUAUAUUCAGAUCUAUUAAUUAAUGGAUUUACUAGAUUUUUACAUGAGGAAAAAUUUAUUCAACCAAUCAAAGAUUAUGAUAUAUCCAUGUUUAUAACAGGAAGAGAUAUGUUGGAUUCAACAACUCGUAAUAAAAAUUUAACUGGUUAUGCCUAUAGAGCUGGAGUAUGUCGAAGUGACAUUACAAAUAAAUACACUUCUUCUGGUAUAAUUGAAGACAGUAAUGGAUAUGAUGGUAUUCUUGCUGCUGCUCAUGAAUUAGCUCAUAUCCUAGGUGCACCACAUGAUGAGGAAGAUUCGAAAAAUUUUGCAUACAAUACUAAGCAUUGUCUCAAAAAUGAAAGUCACAUUAUGAGUUCCUAUCGUUAUAGUAAUAAUGAAAACAAAAUUUUAUUUUCUUCUUGUUCAAAAAAAAUUAUUGGAAUUGUUUUAAGUCUAGAUUUUGCAAAAUGCAUUCGAAAUAAUCCGGCAGAAUAUAAAAAUAAUAAACCACUAUCAAGAAUAUUACCUGGUCAAAUAAUGUCAUUAGAUGAACAAUGCAAAAAUCUUGGAUAUAUAAGAUGUAAAGAUGAAAGAACAACUUGUUUAGACUUAUAUUGUGUAGAGAAAGAAAAUAUGACACAUACAAUUUCGGUUUCAUCAUAUACUCCUCCGGCAGAAGGAUCUUCUUGUGCUGAUGAAAAGCAUUGCUUAUCUGGAGAUUGUGUAGAUAUUAUUAACAGUUUGUUGUAAAAGAGAAAUUCUCCAACAAUAUCUAAAGAGUCAACACUACAAAGAAGAGAAAUAAUUUAACCAAACAAAGAAAAACAUUGAAAUUAGAUUAAUAUGUAUAUAUUUUAUUUGUAAUGUAGUAAAAAG